Rhagoletis pomonella (apple maggot) is the source of this 1476-nucleotide messenger RNA. RefSeq lists its product as uncharacterized. Lineage: Eukaryota; Metazoa; Arthropoda; Insecta; Diptera; Tephritidae. The transcript is spliced from 6 exons. Bases 1 to 1341 code for a protein of 446 amino acids. The record is from RefSeq and is a predicted model, not a curated record.
AUGUCUAAUUUGCUCCUCACAUUCAGAGAUGGUAAAUUUGGCGUCAAUUUCGGUGGAUACCACGCGGAGGCUGGUUUAGGUGGCCUAUUGACUGGCGACUCAGCACAUGGCGGACUCAGCGCUUCGGCAGGCACACCCUAUGGGCAAAAAGCUGCUGCUGGCUUAGGAGGCAGCGCCGGUGGCAAUGCCGCCGGUAUAUUAUAUGCGGGUGCAGAAGCCAAUCCACACACCGGCGCCUCAGCCAUUCUCGGCGGUGAUACCAGUAAAGGUGGCUACGGUGGCUCAGUUGCUUAUGCUGAUGGUAAAGUUGUAUCCAAUACAAAAGUCCUUCCAAAUGCACUCAACAAUCAAGUGGAUACAGUGACCAGUGCACCCAGCAACGUUAAGUCCUCAGGUGAAUCAGGGGAGACGUACAUCCAAAAAGUACGACCACCAAAGAAGUACCUCAUCAAACCCAGUACACUCAGUAGUGGCACAAAUAAAAUUCGCAAUAAUUCUGACCGCAAGGCCACUGCUGCCCACCAAACCAACAGCGCAGAGACCCCUAAUCAUGCGGAUGACAUUUUAGCAGCAGCAGCAACGGGAGGAAAAAAUACCGACCAUAAUGACGACAGUAAUGUCGCCGCCUCUACAACCGUGGAAAAACGUAAAUAUGCUGUGAAAAAAAUCGCUGCUCAUGUUGCCGAUGUGCAACAUCCUGCAGCAGCAGCAACCUCCACCAAAACCACAGUCACCAUCGACACCACCAAGGACGUCGGACAAAUCAGCAACCAGCAGCCGCCAGUGCAAACGCACGUUGAAGGUGCCGGCGACAUUGCUGCCGCACCGCCCACCAUUGUUGUGAGCAGACAACGCUUGCGACAAAAAUCACGCAUUCGACCACAAAUUCAGCAUAAACGCGAACGGCAGCAACAGCGGCAACGCGAGCGUGAGCGUUUGGUACAGACACAGCGUGUUGUUUAUUGGACCGAAAGCGCAGCUACCACUACAGACGAUGAUGAUUCGUCGGCAGGAAGUUUAGCUGUCAAAAAACAGCACUACAACCAGUAUGCCGCUCAAGUUGCUGCCAGUGCCAAUGCCAAUGCCAAUUCCAAUGCCAAUGUCAACACAAACUCCAAUGCAGGUGUCAACAUCGCUCAUUCUAAGCAUCUGUCUAAGCGUGUAGAAAAUCAAAACUUUGGUUAUUCCGCUCCAUCACCAAUCCCCGACAUGAACCUGAAUAUUGGACCAGAUGUGGUGACGAGCGCCUUGCAAAUACCAAUCGGAAUUUUGCGAUCACUUCAAGAAACCCUGGGUAACUUGGGCGCUUCAAAACAAGCUUCCGUUUCACUGAAUCACUAAGCGCCGAUGGAGUAUGUAUGUAUGUACAUAAUUUUGUGCGUGCAAACGGCGAUUAUGCAUUCGAUAAUAUAUGUAUUUAAUGAUGUAUACAAAAUAAAAUAAAUAAUACGAUUAUCAAUAAAUUUUUUUAAAGAA